Messenger RNA from Recurvomyces mirabilis, 717 nucleotides. RefSeq lists its product as uncharacterized. The transcript has a single exon. Bases 1 to 717 code for a protein of 238 amino acids. The record is from RefSeq and is a predicted model, not a curated record. Lineage: Eukaryota; Fungi; Ascomycota; Dothideomycetes; Mycosphaerellales; Teratosphaeriaceae.
AUGUGCCCUCCCGCCUCAGGAUCAAGCGGCUUGGCCGAAAACACAUCAUCGGCGCCAAUCGACCCUGCCAUAUAUCCGGAUUAUAUCCCUACGGACUCCGGCUCAAAAGCAAAUUAUACUUACGCAGCAACUCAAUUGCACCCAGAGAUCCUGCGUCAUAGUCUCCGUGUCUACCUCCUCGCCCACGCCAUCGCUUCGAGGGAGGGCUGCGCUUAUGCCACCGAUCCACGAAAACUGUCUCUUUUAUUCGCAGCAUGUAUCUUUCACGAUAUGGGCACCUGCGCCUCGCACAACGGACCCCAACGCUUCGAGGUCGAAGGGGGCGAUGCUGCUGCUACGGCUCUGCGCUCCCAAGGGUAUGCGGAGGAUGAAGCGCAUGAUGUCUGGGUCGCUAUAGCUCUGCACACGAGCCCAGGAAUCGCGGAGCGCAUCUCAUCUCUUGCUCGACUUGUACGGCUCGGUGUGGCGAUUGACUUUAAGCGGCCCGCUGCCAUGCCACUCAGCAAUGAGGAUGAAGUGCUGAGAUUCGAGGGGAAGUUGCCAAGGGGCGAGAUCGAGAAGGUGCUUGGAGAUGCGGUUGCGAACUUGGCGUUGGAGAAGUUUGGGCACGAUGAGGCCGCUUUGGCGACGAAGGCGCCUGGUUCUAGUUGGCCGGGUGGGCUGGUGAAGAGUAGGCGGGAGAAUCCGGAGUGGCAAGGGGUGAACAAGGCGUUCUGA